Messenger RNA from Tarenaya hassleriana, 1147 nucleotides. RefSeq lists its product as uncharacterized. NCBI's taxonomy places the organism in Eukaryota, Viridiplantae, Streptophyta, Magnoliopsida, Brassicales, Cleomaceae. The record is from RefSeq and is a predicted model, not a curated record. The transcript has 3 exons. Gene Ontology annotation, molecular function: metal ion binding. Bases 49 to 972 code for a protein of 307 amino acids.
ACCUUUUUUUUUUUCGUUCCUCAGAUCCUAAAUUUGAAUUUAAGAUCAAUGAUGACUAAAGACGAAGACUUUAAGUUUCUAAAGAUUCAGACAUGGACUCUGAGAGUGAGCAUACACUGUGAUGGGUGUCACCAGAAAGUCAAGAAGCUGCUUCGAAGGAUCGAAGGAGUGUAUCAUGUGAAGAUAGAAGAAGAGCAGCAGAAGGUUACUGUUUCAGGGAGUGUGGAUUCAGCUACUCUGAUCAAGAAGCUGGUUAGAGCCGGCAAACACGCCGAGCUCUGGUCCCAACCCAUGUCCAAGAACCCUAGCUCUCCUAACCAUAUCCCCAAAAGCAAAGGCCAGAAGCAGCAGGGAUCUGCUUACAAGCCCAAAAAGGCAGAGAAAGACGAAGGAGAAGACGAGGAGGAGGUCGAGUUUGAGCCGAGUCAACAAGGCCUUGACCAUGCAGACACCGCCAAGACAAACGACCCCAUGCAUUGCGACAAGAAUCUCACCGGCGUUGCACGUGGGAAGAUGGAUCAGAGAUUGAAAAAUGCAGAAGGGAAGAAGGUGGGUGAUGACAGUGGAGGGGAGGGGAAUGAGAUCGGAAAGCUGAUGGGUCUCGCCGGUUUCAACGCGAAGAACGCCGCCGUGAAUCUGAACGGGAUAAGGCCAGAAACCAACAUCAAUGGCGGCAACAGCAAUGUCAGCGCAAGCUUCAAUCAAGGCUACUUAAUGAGUCAGUACCACCCAGUUGCAGGAAGCAUGAGCUAUCAUCAUCCAUCGACAAUGAUGAUGAUGAUGAACAACAACAGGCAGCAGAUGAUGUACCAGAGGUCGCAUCUCGUGCCUUCAAGCACUGGGUAUUAUUACGGUUAUGCCCCGACUCCUUAUCCUUAUUACCCGUAUUGCCCUUACGCGACCGAGCAGCAGCAACCCAAUCACAGUGGCGGGGGAUCCCACGCUGAGAGAGACGGCUGCUCCGUCAUGUGAAGCCGACAGGAUAGAUACAAGGGUUUUUGUGACAAAGAUGGGUAUCUUAAUGUAAUAAUUCUGUAUUAUAUGGUUAGGAGUUUGAGAUUUUGGUAUUUCAGUUGUUAAGGCACUUUUGGACUGACUGGCAUGAAAUUGUGACGGCUACUCUCCAAUGGAUAUUAGUAUUAAUUGU